Theileria parva strain Muguga is the source of this 1726-nucleotide messenger RNA. RefSeq names its product RAP domain protein. Lineage: Eukaryota; Apicomplexa; Aconoidasida; Piroplasmida; Theileriidae. The record is from RefSeq and is a predicted model, not a curated record. Bases 83 to 1609 code for a protein of 508 amino acids. The transcript is spliced from 10 exons.
UUAUAGUACUAUAAUCGGUGUAUAAUAAACCUGAUAUUCUUAGUUAUUAUAGUGUUGUGUAGAUGAGAUACUAUUAAUUUAAAUGUUAAUAAAUUUAGGAAAAGAUUUUUUUAAUCGUUAUAUACUUAAAAAUGAGAGAAUUUUCUAUAUUAAUUUUUGGAAUCCGUUGAAAUCUUCUAUACACACUUGUAAUGUUAUAUUCUACCACGAUACGACUACAAAUGUUUCCGAAAAUCUCAGUUCUUCAGUGGAUUCCACUCGUAUUACAAACAUUUUGAGGAGUUUUAUCUCUUCGAAUUACGAUACUAAAGUUUUUAAUCAAAUAUUCACCCUCGAAAAAUCUGAUGAAAACACACAAACAACUGGCACACAUAUCACUAAUAAUAAAAACUCAUUAAAAGAAAAAAAACUAAAUAUUGACUCAUAUUUAACAAUUUUAGAGCUCUGUGACAAGCUUGGCGUGACUGAGUUGGAUUUGAUUUCGCCACUUUCAGUCAAUCUAAAUAAAUUACUCUGUAAACUAUUGGAAAAAUCAACAGAAACUGAAUUAUUUCAACACAAGAAAAAAGUUCUUGAGAUUUGUAAAAUAUAUAAUAAACUGAAGAUUUUAUACGAUCCAUUAUUUCUCACUAUUUCUAAAUACUAUUCAAAGCAUAUUCAAAAACUUGACUGGGAUGAGAUUGUUUUGGUACUUUUAUCUUUUUCUAUUCAGAGAUAUAACGAGCCUGAAAUUGUUAAAUCCAUUUAUAACAGAUUAUUGGAACAAGAUUUAGGUGAUUUGGAUCCUAGUUCUGCAGUAUCAUUAUACUCAAGUCUGGCAAACUUGGAGUAUCUUUCUCCAGAUAUAAAAUCAAAGCUUGAGUCGAAGUUCGUUAAGACAGGUGAAACCAUUAAUAAUUUCGAUCCAAAAUUGAAGGUUGAAAGUUUAAUAACAGUAGCAUACUCUAAUCUCUUGCUUGAAAGACCAACUGCUGAUGACUUGAAACUUGUUUUAUCGGCAUUAUCAACAAUUUCAAGGCUGGAAAAUGAAGAAACCCUGAGCUUGAACUCACUUAGGACUUUUACUGUUGCCGUAUCUUAUAUGAAGUGUUUACACAAAGAUUUAUACAAUUCACUUCCUGAAAGAGCUAGGGCAAGGAUAAUGGAAAUACUGUUGAAAUAUAAUGAGACAAAGAGAUUUAAGAGUUCAAUAUUCACAGACAAAGUGUCAGAACAUUUGAGGAGGAUGAGGAUCAGGUGUGAGACCAAUGUGUAUAAAAACGGAGUUUUGUUGGAUAUUUUGGAGUCUGACCAGAACUUGGUAUGGCUGUGUAAUUCAUACCACAGGUUCUACGCAACAACGUUUAACAUGACGGCGAACAGUAAACUGCUGACAAAAUUGAUAAAGGCGUUUGGAUACAAGGUUUCUAUUAUCAACUACUACCAAUGGGGAAGAAUGAAGUGCAAACGAACAAGAUUUACAUUCCUUAGAAUGGCGAGAUAUUAUGCACUAAAAGAUAGGAGAGAAUAUGACUCGAAGUAUUCUGGAUGGAGUCUCCCUUAUAUUUGGUGGAACUACGGAGACAGGGAUCGCCUACAUAUAUCACAUUAUGACCAUUUUAACCCUUGAAAUCUUUAAGAAAAGAUUCCACAACUGUUUUAAUAUUUUUUAAAAGUUUGAUAUGAAACAAUAGUUUAUUUUGUAUAUGGUUGGCACUGCCUCUGCUUGGAGUGUUGGAAUCCACAA